This is a messenger RNA of Ostertagia ostertagi, 1581 nucleotides long. Lineage: Eukaryota; Metazoa; Nematoda; Chromadorea; Rhabditida; Trichostrongylidae. The record is from the annotation of a GenBank genome assembly.
AUGAUUCUAUUAAUAUACUUGUUCAAGUUAUUAUCGCUAUGUGAUUCGUACAAAAUCCUCGUCAUUAAUCCGAAAUUCGCCUAUAGCCACAUGAAUUUUAUGGGUAAAAUUGCCGAUACACUCGUUGAUGCUGGACAUGAAGUGGUCACUUUCCAGCCUAUAAUUGAGCCGUUAUAUGUUGGAAACGGGACUACCAAAUCUCGUUUGAUCCAAAUUGGUCCAUUCGAGGAUCUUCUCAAGGAAAUGUCCGUACUUCACGAUAAAGACCUUAUGAAGCCGUUGUGGACGGCCAGUGCAUCAAAUCCAGUUGGAGUGAUCGCGUUUGUCCCGAUGUUAUCCAAAAUGACAGAGAUGGCAUUAACCAAUGUGCUGGAUAAUAAGGAAAUUCUGCAACAACUGAAAGAUGAAAAUUUCGACGUCGCAAUAGCACUUUCGAUCAAUCGGAUUGGGUGCUGCAUUCUCUUCUGUGUUCCCUGCUUUCUCUCGCGCGCCGGUGGCGCUCUGUCGGUCCCCGUUGGCUUCGGCGUGGUCGGCGUUCUGGAAGCGCUCGGUCUCAAGAAUAUUAUCGGAGCGCAUACGUGCGUCCUUAUGGAAGGAACAUCAUUGGCUAUAGGUGCACCUGUGCUUCCUAGCUAUAUGCCAGUGAUAAGUAGCGCUGCCAAGUCCCGGCGUCUCUUGGUGUUACGAAUGAUGCGACCGACUUUUGGACACGUGCCACGAAUCUUUUGUUUCACGUAUCUCUCGUGGUACUUCCAGACAGGAAUUGCUGGUGCAGCUGAUCGAGUCAUGAAAGCGAAACUUGGACCAAAUGUUACUCCAGUCUGGGACACAGUGGCCAACAUAUCAUGGGUGCUGGUCAAUUCUGAACCAUUGAUGGAAUUCGAGAGGCCUACGCUGCACAAAGUUGUCGCCAUCGGAGGAAUUGGAGUCCAUGAGCCAAAACCGCUUAGCGGCGUUAGAAUGGGAUCGUGUCCUGAACCUCAGGAAACAAACUGUACUGAUCUCGUUUGGCACGGUAACGCAAAGCAGAUACAUGCCCGAAUCAAUGAAAAAAGCCAUCAUCAAAGUCGUCAAGUCGUAACCGACAAACGUCUAACACUUUUCAUCACACAUGGCGGUGCUGGAAGUAUGAUGGAGAGUGCACUCCGCGCAAAACCGCUUGUUGUGGUCCCGUUGUUUGGCGACCAAACGAGGAAUGCGAAACUCAUUGAGAAAUUUGGUUACGGUAUUCUUCUGGAGAAAGCUCGCCUUCUCAACAGCAAUGUGCUGCACAGUGCCGUCGAACGAAUUCUUACCGACUCUAAAUACCAAACAGCAGCCGACCGAAUCAGCCGACUGUUGUCACAACGGCCGUUUAGUCCCGAAGAGAAACUGGUAAAAACUGUUGAAAUGGCCGCAGAAUUCGGCGAUAUACCGGAGCUGAAAGUGGCUGGAAGAAACUUAGGAUUUAUCGUCUAUUAUAAUUUUGAUUUAAUAUUUAUACUAGCAGCGAUUUCUGUUGCAUUUAUAGGUUUCGUAUUAUAUGUCAUAUUUCGGAUUUUUAAUCGUUAUUUAGGAGUAGUGAAAGUAAAAAUGCAAUGA